UCUCAAUGUAGCCAUUAACAGGAUGAAGAAAAGAAACCCCUUUUCCUGCUGGAGUUAGGGUUGACGAGGUGAUAUUGAUGGCGAACAACGGCGGAGGGCGGAGCUCGGCUCCUCAGCCGGAACGGUGGUACGAACUGAGACUUGGUUCUUCCUUCAAGGAUCGUCCCUCCUCCAAGUUUUGUACGCUUCGAUAUGAAUUUAAGCCAGCUUCGAUUGACAAGAACCAAGCAGGUACGCUGCAUAAGACUAAGGAUAAUAGGGUGACGGUUGAAUUCAACAAUAAUCAACUUGGGAGGCCAAAGUUGACCUUUGAAGGAACUAGUGAGGAUUACAAGGACAACGAUGGUGUUUUAUUUUUUGAUGGAGAGACAUUUCGAUUGGAGCGUUUACAUCGAGCUGUAAAGAGGCUAAGGCAUGUGCGACAACCUGGCGAGUUUGUAACUGGAGUUAACAAUGCGUCUACAGUUACAAAUGCACUGGUUGUUGAGUCACGAUCUCCUCCACUUGCGAAGACGAUGAAGCCACAAACAUUAAACAAAUCAAUAAAUCAUGCGAUGCCGCUGGAGGUGGAAAGAAUUGAUAUUGGCGAUCCAGAAAAUUCAGGUGGGAGUGGGAGCGGCAGUGGCAGCAGCAGCGAUGAUAGUGAUGAUAGUGAUGGCGACUCGGCGACCUCAGCUGGGGAGAUCGACAUCUGAAUGAUUAGAUCCAUUGCAAUGGUGGAAUCAAUAAGGGGAUGGGUUUGGCUUGUAUUGUUUAAAUUCGAGUUAAUUUGUCAUAUAAUUAUGUGUAAUUUAAUUUAAAUUAUGUAUAUUGUAGAAGUCUUGCCCCCAAAAAAAAUAUUUUAAAUGGUGUAAAAGAAAAGAAAAUAAUAUUAUGGAGAUGCAAGAAUGAUUACAUUAACUUUU
Phalaenopsis equestris is the source of this 905-nucleotide messenger RNA. Its product is annotated as ELL-associated factor 1-like. Gene Ontology annotation, biological process: regulation of transcription elongation by RNA polymerase II; positive regulation of DNA-templated transcription. NCBI's taxonomy places the organism in Eukaryota, Viridiplantae, Streptophyta, Magnoliopsida, Asparagales, Orchidaceae. Gene Ontology annotation, cellular component: super elongation complex. The record is from RefSeq and is a predicted model, not a curated record. Gene Ontology annotation, molecular function: transcription elongation factor activity.